GCCAACCCACCCGCAGAGCGCGCAUGCGUACUCAGGGCGUGAAGCCUAGUCAGGGAGCUAGGUGCUAAGGGGCGUGGCAAGAGGGCGGAUCUCGCGCUGGGACUUUCUCUUUGGAAAGUGUCCUGAAAACUGAGUUGGAGUGUUCUUGUUUCUCAUAUUGUCCAGGGAAACGUGCACGCUUGGGGACAAGAUCUAGAGACUUCAGGUAGCGUGGAGAUGUUGCCACCUUCAGGUUUUGCUGGACUGGUUCCUCCCUCCCACUUCCAAGCUCGGCCCCUUCCAACUCUGCGCAGAAUGGCCCCGACCUGGGCUUCAGACAUUCCCCUGGUCCAAUCCAGGGCUGGCCAAGAUGUCCUAAAGAGGCGACUGGACGCUCAGAGGCCUUCAGUGACCAUAUGGGAACAGGAUGUUGGUGGAGAUGGGCAGGGGCCAGGGCGGAGAGACAGGUCUUUGGAGCUGGGGGUCUCCAAUGCCUUGAGCCAGCAGGCCGAGCUGAUCUCUCGGCAGCUCCAAGAGUUGCGGAGGCUGGAGGAGGAGGUCCGGACACUACGGGAGACCUCCCUGCAACAGAAGAUGAGGUUGGAGGCUCAGGCCAUGGAGUUAGACGCUCUUGCUGUAGCAGAGAAGGCUGGCCAAGCUGAGGCUGAGGGCCUGCGUGCUGCCUUAGCUGGAGCUGAGAUGAUCCGGAAGAACCUGGAGGAGGGGAACCAGAGGGAGCUGCAGGAGAUUCAGAGUCUGCACCAAGAGCAGCUGUCCUCCCUGACCCAAGCCCACCAGAUGGCUCUUGCCACUCUGACCAGCAAGGCUGAGUGCUUGGAGAAGUCCCUGAGUGCCCUGGAAAUGAAACGGGCAGGGGAAACCAAACAGCUGACCAUGGCCCAGAAGGAGGCAGAGCUACUUCGGAGUCAACUGAGUAAGACUCAGGAAGAGCUGGAAGCUCAGGUGAUGUUGGUCGAAAGUCUGAGGAAGUACGUGGGGGAACAAGUCCCUCCUGAGGUGCAUAAGCAGGCAUGGGAGCCGGAACGGAAGGAGCUUCUAGACACGGUGCAGUGCUUGAAGGAGGACCGGGCUGACCUUCAGGCCACCAUUGAGUUGCUGCAGGUUCGGGUACAGAGCCUCACACACAUGCUUGCCCUGCAGGAAGAGGAGCUGACCAGGAAGAUUCUGCCUUCAGAUGUCCUGGAGCCCGAGUAUCCUAAGAAGUGCCAGUUGCUGCUGCGUCGAUGGCGGGAGAAGGUGUUUGUCCUCAUGGUACAGCUCAAGGCCCAGGACCUGGAGCACAGAGACUCCAUGAAGGGGCUGAGGGACCAGGUAGCAGAGCUCCAGGAACAAGUGACGGCCCAGAGCCUUGAGCAGGCCAUCUUGCAGCGAGCCCUACAAGACAAAGCCGCGGAGCUGGAGGUGGAGCAGAUGAGCACCAAGACCCUGCAGAUGGAGCUGAAUCGGGCUCUGGAAGCCAGACGGCGGCAGGAGCAACUGGCAGCUUCUGCCGAGGAGCAGCUGAAGUUAGUAGUCAGCGCAAUGAACAGCACUCAGAACAACCUCCAUAGCACCAUGACCAGGGUGAAUCAGGCUGUAGCCCGCAUUCCCAGCCUCAGCAACCGACUCAGCUAUGCCGUCCGCAAGGUCCAUACCAUUAAGGGUUUGAUGGCUCGAAAACUGUCCCUCGUUCAGCUGCGCCUGGAAAGCUGUCCCCCACCCCCACCUGCACGCCCACCGGACGCAGAUCUGAGCCUUGAGUUGGAGCAGCUACGGGAAGAACGGAACCGCUUGGAUGCUGAGCUGCAGCUGAGCGCCCACCUUAUCCAGCAGGAGGUGGGCCGGGCACGGGAGCAAGGGGAGGCAGAACGCCAACAGCUGAACGAGGUGGCCCAGCAGCUGGAGCAGGAGCUGCAGCGUGCCCAGGAGUCCCUGGCCAGCGUGGGGCAGCAGCUGGAGGCAGCCCGCCAGGGGCAGCAGGAGAGUACCGAGGAAGCUGCCAACCUCCGGCAGGAGCUGACGCAGCAACAGAAGAUCUACGGGCAAGCUCUGCAAGAGAAGGUGGCCGAGGUGGAAACUCGGCUGCGGGAACAGCUCUCAGACACAAAGAGGAGGCUGAAUGAGGCUCGGAGGGAGCAGGCCAAGGCUGUGGUUUCCUUGCGCCAGAUCCAGCACAAAGCCACCCGGGAAAAGGAGCGGAACCAGGAGCUCAGACGCCUUCAGGAUGAAGCCCGGAAGGAGGAGGGGCAGCGGCUAGCCCGGCGAGUAAAGGAGCUGGAGAGGGACAAAAACCUCAUGCUGGCCACCCUGAAGCAGGAGGGUCUCCUCUCCCGUUACAAGCAGCAGCGGCUGUUGACAGUGCUUCCCUUGGGAAUGGAUAAGAAACCUGUGGGGUGCAGCCCCCAGCCUGUAGAGUCUCCAGAACACAAGUCGCCAGCAGCUGCACCAUCCAGGGAAUCUGUUAAAGGGUCCCUGACUGUCCUGUUCGACAAUCUGCAAGGCCUGAGCGAGGCCAUUUCCAGAGAGGAGGCUAUUUAUCCAGAAGAUAGCUGAGCAGGAGCCCAGGAGCCAGACCCCCACCAACACACACACACCAGGAGGGUUGGAUUGGGAAGAUGCGGAGCAGGGACCAUUCCAGCCUGUUCCCCAGCAAGCCUUGGGGCCCUAGCUUCCACUAAGGUUGAAUUCCUCAAUAAAUAAAGAUGGCUGUAGUGGA
Molecule: messenger RNA, 2695 nt
Organism: Phodopus roborovskii (desert hamster)
Lineage: Eukaryota; Metazoa; Chordata; Mammalia; Rodentia; Cricetidae
Gene: Cchcr1
Product: coiled-coil alpha-helical rod protein 1
Exons: 19
Coding region: 217-2532 (771 amino acids)
Biological process (GO): protein export from nucleus; cell differentiation
Cellular component (GO): centriole
Source: RefSeq, a predicted model, not a curated record